This is a messenger RNA of Beta vulgaris subsp. vulgaris (sugar beet), 1644 nucleotides long. RefSeq lists its product as uncharacterized. NCBI's taxonomy places the organism in Eukaryota, Viridiplantae, Streptophyta, Magnoliopsida, Caryophyllales, Amaranthaceae. The transcript has 3 exons. Bases 511 to 1308 code for a protein of 265 amino acids. The record is from RefSeq and is a predicted model, not a curated record.
UUUUAAAGUUUAUUCCAAGAGAGGAAAAUAAGCACGAUAUAUAACGGGACGAAUGGAGUAUUAAAUUAGGUGUUUUUUUUUUUUUUCAGGUCGGCUCAAUUAUAUAACGGGCUAUCUUGAUUUAUCCGUAUUGGUCAUGUUUUGCCAGGUGUUAAAACAAAUGCCAAUUUCGUAAUUACACAAUCAAAUGAAUGGCAUAAUCGGAUAUUAUGCUGACAUCAAAUACUGAAAACUCCCGAAGGUCGAAACGACAUAAAAACAUUUUUCUUUCUUUUUAUUUUUUUCUUUAAACCCAGACAACUAUCCAUAUUUUUCUUUUUCGUUUUUAUACUAUUUUUCUAGCUUCACCCCAAAAGAAACCCUUAUAUAUUUCAAGAGCAUUUCAACGACGAAGAAGAGAGAGAAAAAAACACUCAAAAAAAAAAAAAAAAACUGCAGAGAAGAAGCUUAAUUAUCAUUAUUUUUUCUUUAUCUUAGAGAUCUGAAAUUCGUCGGAAAAAUCGAGAAAAAAUGAGAAUAAGAAAACACGCGAAGUUAUUAACAACAUCAUCUUCAUCUUCUUCGUUUCUGAUUUGCCAACUCAAUCGUUCACCUUGGGAUGUCGACUCUUUCUCUCUCCUGGAUGAUGGAUGGGAAGAUGAGUUUAGUGUGAAUGAGAGUUUAGCUGAACCUAUUCCAUCUCAAGACAGCCUCCUAAGUAGGGAGUCAAUGGAAUUAUCAUACGAGUACGUGGAAAAAUCACAACUGCCGCUACCGCCACCACCGCCGCCACCACCAGAGAAUACUGGUGUUAAUAAUGAACAUAUAGAUCAUUAUUUAAAACCUCCGCCACUUAUCGUAGUGCCGCCAUUGCCCCCUGUGGCUCCUCCGCCAAAGAAGCGAGGACGGCCUCGAAAACACACCAAUACAACCACACCAUCUGCAAUGACAACAACAACGGUAGAUAGUAGAAACCCGUAUGAGUUUUACUAUUAUUCCGGGUUCGGGCCGAGGUGGGGUAAGAAGAGGGGAGGGAAGAAGUACGUUGAUGAUGGUAAUGAUAAAAACAAUUGCUAUAAUACUACAAGUAGUAAUGAUGUCGGUGAAUCGUUAACUUCUUGUUCUACUAUGAGUGAAGAAGAUAUUGUUAACGAUAACAAUAAUAAUAAUAGUACUAUUACUAGUAAAGUAGAUAGCUUGGUGAAUGAAGAACUAGACUAUAUCGAAGAUGAUUUCGACGACGAUGAUGAUGAAGAAAAAGAUCAAUUUUAUGGGAGAAAAAGAGUUCGUAAGCCUGUUAAAGCUAGGUCACUUAAAUCCUUAAUGUGAGUAUUAAUCAAUGGUGAAAAACUUUGAUUGAUUGUUAAAAACUCUAGGUUUUUCUUUCUUCUAUUGUUGUUUGUACUAGUUGAAUUUGUAUGGAGAAAUAUCUAGUUUUUUCUGUAUGUGUUUAUGUAGGAUUUUUUUUGGGUGUAGUGUUUUUUUACUUCACUUUCAUUUGCAGUUGCUGACCAACAAGUAAGAACUGUGUAACUUGUUUUCUUAAUCAUUUUGUUUUUUUGUGGACUUUGCAUAUUAUCAUCUGACCAACUGUAGCUUUGAAGUUCAAUGUUGAAACUUUGGGUAUUUUUGUAAUUGAUUAUAAGAAUGUAUCAUUUAUAAUUA